ACAGGACAUAGCUAUGGAACUGGAGGACGUAUCAUUUCAAUUCUUACAAGAAAUUACUGAUGGUUUCUCUGAGAAGCGGAUACUUGGUGAAGGAGCAUUUGGAGUUGUCUACAAGGGAGUAACUAAAAGCGGUGAUGAUGCUGCUGUGAAGAAACUAAAGCUUGGUUGUGAUGUCAACCUUGACUUGAAGCAGUUCCAAAAUGAGUUUUAUAACCUCACAAAACUUAAGCAUCAAAACGUUGUACAGAUUCUUGGCUAUUGCUAUGAAACAGAGAAAAAACUUUCUAUCUUACCUGAUGGAAGUAAGGUGUUUGUUGAUGAAUUACAUAUAGCUCUCUGCUUCGAGUAUUUGCACAAUGGGAGCCUCGAAAAGCAUCUUUCCGAUGAUUUUUAUGAACUUGACUGGCACGCGCGGUUCAAAAUAAUUAAGGGAAUUUGUGAGGGUCUAAAGUAUCUUCAUGAUGAGUUGGAAGAACCUAUCUACCACUUGGACCUAAAACCUGACAACAUAUUGCUAGAUAAGGACAUGGUUCCAAAGAUUGCAGAUUUUGGUUUGUCCAGAAUCUUUGGUAAUGAUGAAUUGGCACGAAUCACACGAAAUCCUUAUGGGACACUUGGGUACCAGCCACCAGAAUACAUUGACAAAGGUGAAAUCUCAGCUUGGCUUUCUGUUUAUUAG
Messenger RNA from Panicum virgatum (switchgrass), 679 nucleotides. RefSeq names its product G-type lectin S-receptor-like serine/threonine-protein kinase At1g67520. NCBI's taxonomy places the organism in Eukaryota, Viridiplantae, Streptophyta, Magnoliopsida, Poales, Poaceae. The coding region runs from base 14 to 679 and encodes 221 amino acids. Gene Ontology annotation, biological process: protein phosphorylation. Gene Ontology annotation, molecular function: protein kinase activity; ATP binding. The transcript is spliced from 5 exons. The record is from RefSeq and is a predicted model, not a curated record.